AUGUGGACGCUGACGCCAGUGGCCUUCUUCCCAGGCGCCGACAUCCAAGGUCUCAGCGGGGAAGAUCGAGGCAGAAAUAAGGACCAGCUCUCACCGCCCUUGCAGAUGCAAAAGAACAGGAGCCUCUCGAAUCUGGCCCUCGCGGUCCCAGACAAUUCCGAAAAAGCUCGAGUACGCAUGUCGUUCGAUGCUGGCCCAGCUGCUUCUGAAUAUGACAUUCUCGCAAGUGACAUGUGCGCGUGCCUUGGUCAAGUGGUAGAAGGGUCAGGUCGCCCCAACCUCCUUAACACCGCUUACUGCCACGGCCAAACCACGACCAUGGACUGGGACUAUCAGGGCUCCGCCGAAUACCCUCUGGCCUCUGGGCCGUCGUCGCCCGCCUUCAUCGACGACUUGGAACGCUUCCCUAGCGAGUCCCUCCAUUCCUUCUCCUUCGCCCACCAGUCUGAGGAGUUUAUACAUAACCGCCAAAAUGUAUUGAGACGUUCUAUCGAAUUCAUGAAGGAUCGAAUUGGCCGUUCCGCCACCUCCAACUCAGCUCUGGCCAGCGUGCAGGCACGGGUGACUGGGGACGUUGAAACACAAAAUAUGUUGGAACUUUUGGCAAAGGCACAGCUGAUGGGCGUCAACGACCCAUCUCACCCUCUAGGCCCUCUCACAGGACCGGCAGACUUGUCAGGUGAAAAUAUGUUUGAAAAGAACUUCAUCCCCAGGACCGAAAGCCCAGAGCCUGUCGAGGACCUUGCAGUGCCUCCAGCGGAAAGCCAGCCUUCCAGCCUUCCUACCCGUGUGCAGGAGGACACAGAGAAGACUACAGCCUCAGACGUACGUCAGAUAUCUCGCAAAGCUUCACUGUCGCCAGCACCGGGGGACGGAGACUCUUCUGAAAACUCAUCCCGAACGCCAACAAACGAGAGCGGAACGACUCAGAAGACUUCGCCCCCAGAGUCCAGGAGGCCAAGCGUCCUAAAGCGAACAUUCACUGACACCGUUCACGCGUCGAUGCAGCAAAAGCUUAUGGAUGCCAUGGCCCAGCCAUUCUCCGCAGGGCAGCCAGGGAAUCCUGACACUGUUCUUUCUCCAAGAUCGUCCCAGUCCUUCGGCCCAUCACUACAUACACCCGGCACGAGGGGCUCUUCGGUGCAUGGCCAUUCCAGCAGAUGGGUCCCUGCCGCACAAGCGAUAUUUACCACUGAAGCUAAGCCUCCAUGGACGAUACUUGCCGCAAAUGACCUGGCUUGCUUGGUCUACGGAUUUCGAAAGUCUGAUUUUAAAACCACCAGCAUACUGGAGAUUGUACAGAAAGAGCGCAGGGGCUGGCUUGAGAACAAAUUAAAACAUGGCGAAUUCGAGAGCGACGCUGGAGCUGAGUCGGAGACUGAGAUCGCACAGCCAGCACCGAAGCCGAAGGUGUCGUCCAAUCUGCUAGGAGCGCGAGGUGGUGGCAUAACAGCCAGGUUACUGAGCAAGCCAAGCUCAAGAUCACAGACACCGCGACUGAGCCCUGUGAAAAGACCCGAGACCUUUCACAGUGGCGACUGGCGCCCUCCCAAGGUGAGUGGUGGGGGCCAUUCGAAACACAAGAGCAACAAGUCUAGAGGAGUGCUUCUCUGUGGAGACGUUGUGCCUAUCCAGAAACGCAACGGGGCCACCGGAUCGGCAAGUCUCUGGGUCAAGGAAAAGAGAAUGGGGCUGAUAUGGGUCCUCGAAGAAAUCCACGAAGAUGUCGCUUACGUCACGCUGGACGAGGAAGGCGUCGUUACCAACCUCACAGGAGAGCUGCUUUCUAUUUGGGGUGAUGACAGCCUACAGCCAGGCCUAGAUAUCGGCAAGCUGGUCCCUCGUAUUCCGCGUCAAGGAAUUGACCCUAGAUACGGGGCGAUCGACUACGCGCAGAUCGCAAGACGGAAGUACUACACCUGUCGCAACUGUGACAGGAUAAACAUUCCGGCAACGAUAAAUCAAGUGCCAGGAAAGACGGAGUUGCGCAUCUCGAGCUUCCCCCACAUCGCAGGCAUCAUCGUUGUGGACCCAGGGUCUCUGACGGUUAAAAGUACCAACUCGGUCUUCUGUAGCGCACUUUUUGGCCAUGAGCAACCAAACGGCAUGGACAUCAAGUCUCUCCUGCCAGGUUUUGACAAGGUCUUGCGAAUCUUGACUGAGCAAGACGGUCUCCAUCUUGUUGAUGGUAUCGUUGUUCCUGAGCAUAGUUUCCGAAAAGCAUAUGCCUUUCUCGGGCUGCGGGAAGGUCGGGCGGACGCUACAAACAGCUUCCUGCGGCCGGAAGGCCUCCCCGCCAAGCAUCGCGAUGGUACAGAGCUGAAGGUUGAUGUUCAGAUGAGGGUUGUCAAGAGCGAGAAACAGACCAUGUUGCACGAGGGAACUCUGACGGAAACAAGCGACGAGGAAUCCGCGAUCACUGAGGACGAAUUCCCCGUCACGCAAACCGAAAUGGUGUUCGCCUUGUGGAUCACCUACUCCCGGCACAUUCAUGCCACCAGGUCAAAUUUGGGCGCCGGGUCUCCUCUGCUUUCAGGAACGGCAACUCCACUCCGACAGCCCAGCCCAGGCCAAACUCCUGCCCCGACACCUGCGGAGCUGCAACUUUCUGACUCUGAUGAGCCCAAGAAAGAGUCGAGACCAGCAUCGAUGUUCACAAAGUCGAUCAAAGAGGCUGCACUAAACGCCGCCGCAAAGCUCACCGGUACAAAAGCACCAGACAAGGCAGAGGAUGAGGGGAAGCAAGAGAAACCACCGGCACCCAAGGCCGUAGAGUCAUCCCACAAGAAGUCCAUUGAUGACUUUGCUAUACUUGAAGAGAUGGGUCAGGGCGCCUAUGGCCAGGUUAAACUAGCCAGAUACAAAGACAGCGGAAAGAAGGUAGUGCUCAAGUACGUCACAAAGAAGCGGAUCCUCGUCGACACGUGGACCCGGGACCGGAAGCUUGGCACCGUGCCCUUGGAGAUACAUGUUCUGAAUUACUUGCGAAAAGAGGGCCUCCGACAUCCCAAUAUUGUUGAGAUGGAGGAUUUCUUCGAGGAUGAAGUCAAUUACUACAUUGAAAUGGGGCCUCACGGGCUGCCUGGGAUGGACCUAUUUGACUACAUCGAGCUUCGAACAAACAUGGAGGAAGACGAGUGCCGAAGCAUCUUCGUCCAGGUCGCGCGGGCGGUUCACCACCUACACAUCAAAGCGAAAGUUGUUCACCGUGACAUCAAGGACGAGAACGUCGUGCUGGACGGAGAAGGCCACAUCAAGCUCAUUGACUUUGGCAGUGCGGCGUACAUCAAGAGUGGCCCCUUCGACGUGUUCGUGGGGACAAUAGACUACGCCGCACCGGAAGUCCUUGCCGGCAAACCUUACAAUGGCAAGGAGCAGGACGUAUGGGCGCUCGGCAUCUUGCUCUACACCAUCAUCUAUAAGGAAAAUCCGUUCUACAGUAUCGACGAGAUCAUGGAUCGCGACCUGCGUGUGCCGUACACCAUCAGCGAUGAGAGUAUCGACCUCAUCCGCCACAUGCUAGAUCGUGAUGUCGAGCAAAGAUACGAUAUCAACCAGGUUCUGGAGCACCCGUGGUGCCAAGUCGGGGAUGACUGA
Diaporthe amygdali is the source of this 3597-nucleotide messenger RNA. RefSeq lists its product as uncharacterized. NCBI's taxonomy places the organism in Eukaryota, Fungi, Ascomycota, Sordariomycetes, Diaporthales, Diaporthaceae. The coding region runs from base 1 to 3597 and encodes 1198 amino acids. Gene Ontology annotation, biological process: intracellular signal transduction; negative regulation of glycogen biosynthetic process; protein phosphorylation. The transcript is spliced from 5 exons. Gene Ontology annotation, cellular component: nucleus; cytosol; cytoplasm. Gene Ontology annotation, molecular function: protein serine/threonine kinase activity; ATP binding. The record is from RefSeq and is a predicted model, not a curated record.